AUGGCAUCAUCAUCAUCAUCAUCAUCAUCAUCAUCAUCAUCAUCAUCAUCAUCAUCAUCAUCAUCAUCAUCAGCAUCAUCAUCAUCAUCAUCAUCAUCAUCAUCAUCAUCAUCAUCAUCAUCAUCAUCAUCAUCAUCAUCAUCAUCAUCAUCAUCAUCAUCAUCAUCAUCAUCAUCAUCAUCAUCAUCAUCAUCAUCAUCAUCAUCAUCAUCAUCAUCAUCAUCAUCAUCAUCAUCAUCAUCAUCAUCAUCAUCAUCAUCAUCAUCAUCAUCAUCAUCAUCAUCGUCAUCAUCAUCAUCAUCAUCAUCAUCAUCAUCAUCAUCAUCAUCAUCAUCAUCAUCAUCAUCAUCAUCAUCAUCAUCAUCAUCAUCAUCAUCAUCAUCAUCAUCAUCAUCAUCAUCAUCAUCAUCAUCAUCAUCAUCAUCAUCAUCAUCAUCAUCAUCAUCAUCAUCAUCAUCAUCAUCAUCAUCAUCAUCAUCAUCAUCAUCAUCAUCAUCAUCAUCAUCAUCAUCAUCAUCAUCAUCAUCAUCAUCAUCAUCAUCAUCAUCAUCAUCAUCAUCAUCAUCAUCAUCAUCAUCAUCAUCAUCAUCAUCAUCAUCAUCAUCAUCAUCAUCAUCAUCAUCAUCAUCAUCAUCAUCAUCAUCAUCAUCAUCAUCAUCAUCAUCAUCAUCAUCAUCAUCAUCAUCAUCAUCAUCAUCAUCAUCAUCAUCAUCAUCAUCAUCAUCAUCAUCAUCAUCAUCAUCAUCAUCAUCAUCAUCAUCAUCAUCAUCAUCAUCAUCAUCAUCAUCAUCAUCAUCAUCAUCAUCAUCAUCAUCAUCAUCAUCAUCAUCAUCAUCAUCAUCAUCAUCAUCAUCAUCAUCAUCAUCAUCAUCAUCAUCAUCAUCAUCAUCAUCAUCAUCAUCAUCAUCAUCAUCAUCAUCAUCAUCAUCAUCAUCAUCAUCAUCAUCAUCAUCAUCAUCAUCAUCAUCAUCAUCAUCAUCAUCAUCAUCAUCAUCAUCAUCAUCAUCAUCAUCAUCAUCAUCAUCAUCAUCAUCAUCAUCAUCAUCAUCAUCAUCAUCAUCAUCAUCAUCAUCAUCAUCAUCAUCAUCAUCAUCAUCAUCAUCAUCAUCAUCAUCAUCAUCAUCAUCAUCAUCAUCAUCAUCAUCAUCAUCAUCAUCAGCAUCAUCAUCAUCAUCAUCAUCAUCAUCAUCAUCAUCAUCAUCAUCAUCAUCAUCAUCAUCAUCAUCAUCAUCAUCAUCAUCAUCAUCAUCAUCAUCAUCAUCAUCAUCAUCAUCAUCAUCAUCAUCAUCAUCAUCAUCAUCAUCAUCAUCAUCAUCAUCAUCAUCAUCAUCAUCAUCAUCAUCAUCAUCAUCAUCAUCAUCAUCAUCAUCAUCAUCAUCAUCAUCAUCAUCAUCAUCAUCAUCAUCAUCAUCAUCAUCAUCAUCAUCAUCAUCAUCAUCAUCAUCAUCAUCAUCAUCAUCAUCAUCAUCAUCAUCAUCAUCAUCAUCAUCAUCAUCAUCAUCAUCAUCAUCAUCAUCAUCAUCAUCAUCAUCAUCAUCAUCAUCAUCAUCAUCAUCAUCAUCAUCAUCAUCAUCAUCAUCAUCAUCAUCAUCAUCAUCAUCAUCAUCAUCAUCAUCAUCAUCAUCAUCAUCAUCAUCAUCAUCAUCAUCAUCAUCAUCAUCAUCAUCAUCAUCAUCAUCAUCAUCAUCAUCAUCAUCAUCAUCAUCAUCAUCAUCAUCAUCAUCAUCAUCAUCAUCAUCAUCAUCAUCAUCAUCAUCAUCAUCAUCAUCAUCAUCAUCAUCAUCAUCAUCAUCAUCAUCAUCAUCAUCAUCAUCAUCAUCAUCAUCAUCAUCAUCAUCAUCAUCAUCAUCAUCAUCAUCAUCAUCAUCAUCAUCAUCAUCAUCAUCAUCAUCAUCAUCAUCAUCAUCAUCAUCAUCAUCAUCAUCAUCAUCAUCAUCAUCAUCAUCAUCAUCAUCAUCAUCAUCAUCAUCAUCAUCAUCAUCAUCAUCAUCAUCAUCAUCAUCAUCAUCAUCAUCAUCAUCAUCAUCAUCAUCAUCAUCAUCAUCAUCAUCAUCAUCAGCAUCAUCAUCAUCAUCAUCAUCAUCAUCAUCAUCAUCAUCAUCAUCAUCAUCAUCAUCAUCAUCAUCAUCAUCAUCAUCAUCAUCAUCAUCAUCAUCAUCAUCAUCAUCAUCAUCAUCAUCAUCAUCAUCAUCAUCAUCAUCAUCAUCAUCAUCAUCAUCAUCAUCAUCAUCAUCAUCAUCAUCAUCAUCAUCAUCAUCAUCAUCAUCAUCAUCAUCAUCAUCAUCAUCAUCAUCAUCAUCAUCAUCAUCAUCAUCAUCAUCAUCAUCAUCAUCAUCAUCAUCAUCAUCAUCAUCAUCAUCAUCAUCAUCAUCAUCAUCAUCAUCAUCAUCAUCAUCAUCAUCAUCAUCAUCAUCAUCAUCAUCAUCAUCAUCAUCAUCAUCAUCAUCAUCAUCAUCAUCAUCAUCAUCAUCAUCAUCAUCAUCAUCAUCAUCAUCAUCAUCAUCAUCAUCAUCAUCAUCAUCAUCAUCAUCAUCAUCAUCAUCAUCAUCAUCAUCAUCAUCAUCAUCAUCAUCAUCAUCAUCAUCAUCAUCAUCAUCAUCAUCAUCAUCAUCAUCAUCAUCAUCAUCAUCAUCAUCAUCAUCAUCAUCAUCAUCAUCAUCAUCAUCAUCAUCAUCAUCAUCAUCAUCAUCAUCAUCAUCAUCAUCAUCAUCAUCAUCAUCAUCAUCAUCAUCAUCAUAUUUAGCGGCUCAAGACUUGACUCCAGAGCGAAACGAAUCUGAAAAGGCGAGUACGUCAACUCUACAAUGUACCAGCGUUAUAUUAUGGAAAAUGAAAAUUGCUUGA
Molecule: messenger RNA, 2844 nt
Organism: Schistosoma turkestanicum
Lineage: Eukaryota; Metazoa; Platyhelminthes; Trematoda; Strigeidida; Schistosomatidae
Source: the annotation of a GenBank genome assembly